This is a messenger RNA of Chroicocephalus ridibundus (black-headed gull), 1678 nucleotides long. RefSeq names its product proteinase-activated receptor 3-like. Gene Ontology annotation, cellular component: plasma membrane. The coding region runs from base 155 to 1246 and encodes 363 amino acids. Gene Ontology annotation, molecular function: thrombin-activated receptor activity. The record is from RefSeq and is a predicted model, not a curated record. Gene Ontology annotation, biological process: phospholipase C-activating G protein-coupled receptor signaling pathway; positive regulation of Rho protein signal transduction; thrombin-activated receptor signaling pathway. Lineage: Eukaryota; Metazoa; Chordata; Aves; Charadriiformes; Laridae. The transcript has 2 exons.
GUGCUCCCCGCCUCCUGUCUGGCCGCUUGGACCACGGGGACGAGGGCGUGACGUAGAGGACAAAGAGGAAGGGUGACAGCGGGGAGGGUGCUGGUGCCUGUCCUGCCUGUGGCAUUUGUGGAGACCCAGCUUGCGCAGAGGCCACCCUGCGGAGAUGUCCCGGCCGGCUGCUGCCUGCAUCACCCUCCUGCUUGGCUGUGCCUGGCUCGGCUCGGCCACCCAAUCCUCCCCAAUGCGCAGCAAAGGGAGAGCCUUGAUCCCCCUCACUCCCCAAGAAGAAGAUGAGUGUCCCAACGCCUCCAUAGAAACUUUCCUCAACAGCACCCUCACCACCCGCCUCCUCCCUGCCCUCUACUCUGUGGUCCUGCUCGUGGGGCUGCCAGCCAAUGCUCUGGCCUGCUGGGUCCUGGUGGCCAACUUCAGGAGAUGUUCCAGCACCCUUUUCCUGCUCAACCUGGCCAGUGCUGACCUGCUCUUUGUCCUCCUGCUGCCCUUCAAGAUCUCCUACCACCUUUUGGGCAAUCACUGGCUCUUUGGGGACUACCUGUGCCGCACAAUGAUGGCCUUCUUCUACGGGAACAUGUACAGCUCCAUCCUGUUCCUCACCUGUAUCGGCCUGGAGCGCUACAUCUCUGUGGUGCACCCAUUCCUGUGGAAGGGCGCCAGUUGGACACGGGGCAAGGCGAGUGUCUGUGUGGGCGUCUGGCUGGUGGUGGGGCUGGGCAUGAGCCCUCUGCUUUUGCACCCCCAGAUAAGUCAUAUCUCGAACCUGAACAUCACAACGUGCCAUGAUGUCCUGGACAAGGAUAAGCACAUGUUCCUUGCCUACUAUUUCCUCUCCCUGGUGGGGGUGGGCUUUGGCUUGCCGUUUGUGCUCAUGACCAUCUCCUACAGUUGCAUCCUGGUGCGGCUGCUGGCCAAAAGGAGACACUAUGGGCGGUUGGUGCAUGUCCUGGCCUUGGUCCUGCUGGUCUUCAUCCUCUGCUUCACCCCCAGCAACGUGCUGCUCUUCAUCCACUACAUGCUGGAGGCCAAAGGGUGCCACAACGUCACCUACAUCUGGUAUGCUGUGGCCCUGGUGCUCAGUGCCUUCAACAACUGCUUUGAUCCCUUCGUCUACUUCUACGUUUCCGAGGAUUUUCGGGGCUGGGUCCGGGCUGCAGUCAGCUGCUGCCCGGGAGGGCUCAAGACCUCAUCAGGGAGGGCCUCGGAGAAGACAGUCUUGCCCCUGAGGUCCAGUGAGUAGAGCCAGCUGUAGGCAGGGCUAGAGGGUGCUGGGCUGUGUCCCCCUGCCCCUGGGAGGGGAGGACCCUGCAGUUUGGUACCCAGCACGAAGGGCCAUGCCAUCCCAGGCUGGCAGCAGACGUGGGCAGAAAAUCCUGCCCUGGAUCUGAGGUUCACUAGGGCUUUGCCCCAGUUUUGCAGUUCCUCUGACGCCGCUGGUGCUGCCGCCAUCCCAUGCAUCCCUCACCACUCCUCCUGCAGUGACCAAACCCUCCAGAGUACAAAUAAAACUUUAUUUCUCCCCACUGGUGGAAGGAACAGGUAUAAAUACCCCAGCUGAGCAGGAACCGUCCUCCAUCGCCAGGACUAUGCGCCGAGCACACACGGCCAGCCCUGCUCCUGUUGACCCCCCACUAAAAUAUGCCACAGUAGAUGCAAGAAUGGAAGUGGGGGA